AGCAGGCCCGCGCGGAGCGCAAGGCCACCGCCUCCUCGCCUCCCCAAACUCCCGGGCAGGGCGCGCGGUGGCGUCCUCGCGCUCUCGCUCGCGCCCCCGCCCUUCGCCCGCGCAGGCCAGGCAUGAAUGCUGAGACUUGCGUCUCUUACUGCGAGUCGCCGGCUGCUGCCAUGGACGCCUACUACAGCCCGGUGUCGCAGGGCCGGGAGGGCUCCUCGCCUUUCAGGGCAUACCCCGGCGGCGAGAAGUUCGGCACAACUUUCCUCUCGGCCGCCGCCAAAGGGCAGGGAUUCGGAGACGCCAAGAGCCGGGCCCGCUACGGCGCGGGGCAGCAGGACCUGGCGGCACCCCUGGAGAGCGGCGCCGGGGCGCGGGGCUCCUUUACCAAGUUCCAGCCGCAGCCGCAGCCGCAGCCGCCGGCCCCGCAGCCGCCGCCGCCGCCGCCGACCGCGCAACCCCCGCAUCUCUACUUGCAGCGCGGCGCUUGCAAGACUCCCCCGGACGGCAGCCUCAAACUCCAGGAAGGCAGUGGCGGCCACAACGCGGCCUUGCAGGUCCCCUGCUACGCCAAAGAGAGCUCCCUGGGUGAGCCGGAGUUGCCGCCAGACUCUGACACCGUGGGGAUGGACAGCAGCUACCUCAGUGUGAAGGAGGCUGGAGUGAAGGCACCCCAGGACAGGGCCAGCGCCGAGCUGCCCAGCCCGCUGGAGAAGGCCGACUCCGAGAGCAACAAGGGCAAGAAGCGGAGGAACCGAACCACCUUCACCAGCUACCAGUUGGAGGAGCUGGAGAAGGUCUUCCAGAAGACCCACUACCCCGACGUGUAUGCCCGGGAGCAGCUGGCCAUGAGGACAGACCUCACCGAGGCCCGCGUGCAGGUCUGGUUCCAGAACCGGAGGGCCAAGUGGAGGAAGAGGGAGCGUUUUGGACAGAUGCAGCAGGUUCGAACCCACUUCUCCACUGCCUACGAGCUGCCCCUCCUCACCCGAGCGGAGAACUAUGCCCAGAUUCAGAACCCGUCCUGGAUCGGCAACAAUGGGGCUGCCUCGCCGGUGCCAGCCUGUGUGGUCCCCUGUGACCCGGUGCCCGCCUGCAUGUCCCCUCACACCCACCCCCCGGGCUCCGGGGCCAGUGGAGUCACCGACUUCCUGAGCGUCUCCGGGGCUGGCGGCCACGUGGGCCAGACACACAUGGGAGGCCUGUUUGGAGCGGCGGGCCUCAGCCCGGGCCUCAACGGCUACGAGCUCAAUGGCGAGCCAGACCGCAAGACCUCGAGCAUCGCGGCCCUGCGCAUGAAGGCCAAGGAGCACAGUGCGGCCAUCUCCUGGGCCACAUGACAGGGCACCGCUCAGCCCAUCCCCAUGCCCUCCCCCACCUCGGGGCCCUGGCCACGCCCACGCUCCCCAGGCCCCCAGCCUCCCGUUCGACUUUCCUCUUAGGAACCUGGCCUGGGCCAGGGACCCGGCCCUCAGCACUUUCAGCCACCCCAAGUGUGAGGCCCCAUGGGCCACUGGGAGGGAGGGGGCAGCAGGUCCCGCCCGCCCUGGCACCGAGGCCGAGCCCCCGCUCCUGGCUGGAGGCUGUGGAG
This is a messenger RNA of Odobenus rosmarus divergens (Pacific walrus), 1588 nucleotides long. It is a transcript of the gene ALX4, whose product is annotated as ALX homeobox 4. Gene Ontology annotation, biological process: regulation of transcription by RNA polymerase II. Gene Ontology annotation, molecular function: DNA-binding transcription activator activity, RNA polymerase II-specific; RNA polymerase II transcription regulatory region sequence-specific DNA binding. The record is from RefSeq and is a predicted model, not a curated record. The transcript is spliced from 4 exons. Bases 123 to 1337 code for a protein of 404 amino acids. NCBI's taxonomy places the organism in Eukaryota, Metazoa, Chordata, Mammalia, Carnivora, Odobenidae.